CACGCUGUCGCUGAAUUUGUCAUUUUCCGGUCGUCAGCGUACGCGCGAGUUUUAGCGAGUGUGUUGAGAAAAAGAUUGUACAAAGAAAAAAUAAAAAGAGUCGCUAAAUAGUGCUAUUAAAUUAAGUUAUUAACUGACAAUAGAAACUACACACCAACACACUAAAACCACCAAUUAAAAUGGCAGACAAAGAAGUCAGUAUGGAAGUUAACGGUGAAGACUUCACCAAGGAUGUGACCACCAAUGAUGUGGCGAGCUCUGAAAAUGGUGAUGCGACUCCCGCUACCGGCGCCGCUGCAAAUGGCAGUACCGAAAAUGCAGGCGCUGCGAGUAACCAGCGCGAUGACGACAGAAAACUGUUUGUUGGCGGUCUCAGUUGGGAAACCACUGAAAAGGAACUGCGCGAUCAUUUCGGCAAGUUCGGUGAUAUCGAGAGCAUCAAUGUGAAGACAGAUCCUCAGACGGGAAGGUCGCGAGGCUUUGCCUUCAUUGUGUUCACCAACACGGAGGCAAUUGAUCAAGUUAGCGCCGCCGAGGAGCACAUAAUCAACAGUAAGAAGGUUGACCCCAAGAAGGCCAAGGCGCGCCAUGGCAAGAUCUUCGUGGGUGGCCUCACCACAGAGAUCACCGAUGAGGAGAUCAAAACCUACUUCAGUCAGUUUGGCAACAUUGUUGAGGUGGAGAUGCCAUUCGAUAAGCAAAAGUCACACCGCAAGGGAUUCUGCUUCAUUACCUUCGAUUCGGAGCAGGUGGUCACCGAUCUGCUGAAGACACCCAAACAGAAAAUCUCCGGCCGGGAAGUUGAUGUGAAGCGCGCGACGCCAAAACCUGAGAACCAAAUGAUGGUCAUGCGAGGUGGAGCGCGAGGUGGCAUGAGGGGAGGACGUGGUGGAUAUGGCCGUGGUGGUUAUAACAAUCAAUGGGAAGGCCAGAAUUCGUAUUCGGGAUAUGGCGGCUAUGGCGGUUAUGGUUCCGGUGGUUUUGCCGAUUACUAUGCCGGUGGCUACUAUAAUGGAUAUGACUAUGGUUAUGACUACGGUUAUGGCGGCGGCUUCGAUGGUGGCUUCGGCGGUGGCAAUGGCUACGGCAGCGGAGGCGGCGGUGGCGGUGGCGCUGGUGGCGGGCGCGGUGCCGGCGGACCGCGCGGCGGCCCAAAAGGCGGCGGCGGCUUCAACGGCGGCGGCAAGCAACGUGGCACUGGACGCCAGCCCCGACAUCAGCCCUAUUAAAAAGGGGGCGGGGCAGGUAGCCCUUACCCCUAACCACCGUCGCAUCUACUUAUAUAUAUCUGCAAACUAUUUGAAUUUUUAUUAGUUUAGUUUGUUAUGCAUACUACGAAACAACACAACACACACACAAAGAAACACCGAAUACAUACACACACGCACACACACUCGCAUCCAUAUUGUAAGAAGUCUACAGAAGCGAACUGCAGGCAGACCUCAAAUAUUUCUCAUGGCAGCAAAAGCAAAGCAAAACCAACAUUACACACACUUGUUGUGUGGCACCAUUCCAACAACAACAACAGCAAAAAUAACUACAGAACAGCGGCAACAACAACUAGCAGAAGAGAAGAACACCAACAGCGGAAAAAGCAACAAUAACACAAUAUGGUUAGACAAAGAGAGAGAGUUUAGGCUUGGAGGGUGGUUAAUUUUUCAUAGUCACACUUGCUAGCAAGAAGCCCCCCACUCAGCAGAAGAAACAGAAGCAGAAAAAGGAAACAGAGCAGAAGUAGAAAUUAAUGCAGAAGUAGAAGCUGAAACAGAAGUUUAUGCAGAAACAGAAGCAGAAGUAGAAGCAGAAGCAUAAGCUGAAACAGAAGCAGAAGCUGAAACAGAAACAAGUCGAAACAGAAACAAGCAGAAGUAGAAACAUUUACAGAAGCAGAAACAGAAGCAGAAGCAGAAACUGAAGCAAGUAGAAGCAAAAGCAGAAGCUGAAGUAGAAGUAGAAGCUGAAAAAAGAAAAAGAACCACAUUAAGCCAAGUGCGGCUCAACAACUAAUUUGUUUCACCGGAAUGUAGUCCUUAUACAUUAUGCGAGCUAAUUGUUUAACUUGUAAGCAGGGUCAUCCAUUCAUACAAACAAACAAACAAACAUACAGAGAUCUAUUUACAUAUAUAAAUAUGUACAACACCUAAAAAGAAACACACAAACAAACAAACAAAACACAUAGCCACAGCCACAACAAAUGAAAGAAAUAGAAAUGUUUAAUGCAUACAGAUAUAUAUAUACAUAUAUAUAUAUAUAAAUACUUUAUUAAAAUACAAUAGACUUUAAGUAUUUGUUUAAACUUAACUUAAUUUAAUAUUUGUAAUAUGUAAUGCAUAAUAUAAUAGAACAUAGAACUCUUGCUACGACAGCUGGACCGCCUCCUGCGGUGCGGACGGGGGCUGUCUGUCUUAGUAGAAGAAGAAGAAGAAGGAAGGGGAAUAGGCAGGAGAAAGAGAGAGGAGAAGAGGGGGCCAACACCGCCUCGCAUUGUCCAAGUCCGCUUAAAACUACAACAAACAAACAACAGAUCCACCAAAUUGCAUAAAGAAAGAAAAGAAAAAGAAAAAACAGAAUACGAUUUUUCCGAUUAACGUUUUUUUGUGUAUGUAUUUGCGCUCAUUACAUAGAUUCUAAUAUAUAAUAGUACACAGAUAUACAUAUAUAUAUAUACUAUAUAUAAAGAUAUAUACAAAUUGAAAAGAGAAUUUUAUAUUUUAAUAAAAAUCUAAUACAGCGUAUGGCAACAAGAACAAAGAGAGCUACAAAAACGUGAAAUGAGAUGUCAACUUCUAUAAUAAUAAAUAAUAAUAAUAACGAUAAUAUUAAUAAUAAACAAAACAAAAAAAAAACCCAACUCAAAAAACUUCAAUGAUGUAUAGUUUUUAAAAGAGACUUAUUUGUUAAAGAAAAAAAGAGAAAAAUAUAUAGGCAUAUAUAUUAUAUAUACCACAUAAACAAUAUAUAUACAUACAAUUAACUAAUAGCUAUUUAAAUGGAGAUUGAACUAAAUGUUAAUUGACGUCCGCUUUGAGAUUUUCGGAGAAAUCGAAGAAAGAAUUUACAGUUUUCCAAACUCCAUUUAGAGUGAAGCUCUCGAGUCAGCCUCUCAAAUGUUUAAUUUUUCACACUUAUUAAUAGUUAUUAAAAACACAUUCUUUGACAAAACCAAAAA
Molecule: messenger RNA, 3169 nt
Organism: Drosophila nasuta
Lineage: Eukaryota; Metazoa; Arthropoda; Insecta; Diptera; Drosophilidae
Gene: sqd
Product: RNA-binding protein squid
Exons: 8
Coding region: 180-1229 (349 amino acids)
Biological process (GO): regulation of gene expression
Cellular component (GO): nucleoplasm; chromatin
Molecular function (GO): RNA binding
Source: RefSeq, a predicted model, not a curated record